Bactrocera neohumeralis is the source of this 1658-nucleotide messenger RNA. RefSeq names its product GDP-Man:Man(3)GlcNAc(2)-PP-Dol alpha-1,2-mannosyltransferase (gene Alg11). Lineage: Eukaryota; Metazoa; Arthropoda; Insecta; Diptera; Tephritidae. The transcript is spliced from 5 exons. The record is from RefSeq and is a predicted model, not a curated record. Gene Ontology annotation, biological process: protein N-linked glycosylation. The coding region runs from base 106 to 1530 and encodes 474 amino acids. Gene Ontology annotation, molecular function: GDP-Man:Man(3)GlcNAc(2)-PP-Dol alpha-1,2-mannosyltransferase activity. Gene Ontology annotation, cellular component: endoplasmic reticulum membrane.
AAGUUAAAGGGUAGUCUAUUGUAUGUUUUGUAAACGGCAUUGGUAUGAUUUCUUUUUAUAGGUGACGUGUUUUUUGAUAAAUUAGUAUUUGAUGUAAUUAAAACAAUGAUAUCAAUAAUAUUUGGAAUACUAUUGUCGGCUUUGGCAUUAUUUGCCAUAUCUUUAUUUACUCUCCGCAAUUGGGUGCGAAGCUGCAAGAAAAAACUCAAUGGGUCUUUUGAAGGUACUGUGAACAUUGCAUUUUUUCAUCCAUACUGUAAUGCUGGAGGCGGCGGAGAGAGAGUUCUAUGGUGUGCAGUGCGGGCCUUGCAAGCUAAAUAUGACAAUAUCAAAAUUGUGAUAUACACAGGCGAUAUCGACAGUUCACCAAAUAGCAUUUUAAAAAAAGUGCAAGGUACUUUCAACAUAAAUGUGGACGAACAAAAUACAAGUUUUGUGUACUUAAAACGCCGAAUGUUAGUCGAAACGAAGUUUUAUCCGUAUUUUACGUUAUUGGGCCAAAGUCUUGGAUCAAUUAUUUUAGGAUUAGAGGCUCUUUGCAAAUUCCCCCCGGAUAUUUAUAUAGACACAACUGGAUAUGCUUUUACUUUACCCUUGUUCCGUUAUAUUGGUGGCUGUAAAGUUGGAUGCUAUGUGCACUAUCCUACAAUAAGCAUGGAUAUGCUGCGGCGUGUUCAACAACGGGAGUAUUGCCACAAUAAUCAAGCAUACGUUGUUAGAAAUCCAUUCAUUACAUGGCUGAAGGUUAUAUACUAUUGGUUGUUCGCUAAGCUUUAUAGCUGGGUUGGCCAAUGCUCUGACACUAUCAUGGUUAAUUCCACAUGGACUGAAAAUCAUAUUCGCGAUUUAUGGGGAGUACCAUUUAAAACUCAUCGCGUAUACCCGCCCUGCGAAGUGAAGAAUAUUAAAAAGCUGAAACGCAAUGAAAAUACAGAUAAUAUUUUAAUUUUAUCCAUUGGUCAAUUCCGACCAGAAAAAGAUCAUCCACUACAAUUGCAAGCAAUGUAUGAACUACGAACUAUUUUAUCGAGAAAUGAAGAUCUAUGGAAUAAAGUAAAACUUGUCAUUGUCGGUUCAUGUCGAAAUGAAAGCGAUUAUGAACGUCUUAAAAACAUGCAAGACUUGGCAAAGCAUCUGUCACUUGAAAACUCAGUGGAAUUCAAAGUUAACGUUCAUUUUCAAGAUCUUCUGCAGUUAUAUCAAAAAGCAGGAAUUGGAAUUCAUACAAUGUGGAAUGAACACUUUGGAAUCGGAGUGGUUGAAUGCAUGGCUGCUGGUAUGAUAAUGAUUGCUCACCGAUCAGGAGGGCCUUUAUUAGAUAUUAUCGAGACGUCUGAAGGAAGCCAAAAUGGAUAUUUAGCAGUUUCCGCUAUUGAAUACGCGAAUUGUAUUUUAAGUAUUAUAUAUAAUUCGAAGGAGUUAAAUGACACAAUUCGAAAUGCAGCGAGAUCAUCAGUGGAAAGAUUUUCGGAAGAAGAGUUCGAAGUCAACUUCCUUCGUGCAGUGACUCCAUUAUUUAACGAAUCAUGAAGUGCAUUCCCGACUUCCUAUAAAAUCAAAUAGAUGUUGACUUGAUUGUUUUUAAAUAAUUUUGUAAGAUAAGUAUAUUGUGAUUUAUCUCCUUUUUGGAAAAAGAAAUUAAAUCCAAGAUAUAUUAA